Molecule: messenger RNA, 1538 nt
Organism: Chara braunii
Lineage: Eukaryota; Viridiplantae; Streptophyta; Charophyceae; Charales; Characeae
Source: the annotation of a GenBank genome assembly
GGUGAACCCGGGCACUAUAAGAAUCUGUGUCCGAGGUUAGUAGGCAAAAGCAACAUGAGGUUUUCUUCUUCUUCUUAUCGAGGAUGAUCAAUCUCGCCGGUGAACCCGGCGCGCACGCGAACAACGAUCGACAUCCAAGGAACCGGCUCUACGAAAGCAACUCGAUGACCUCACUAGCUCUCUAGCUAGCAUGAAGAACUACAUCGAUAUUGAGCAUGCGCGCAAGGAAAAAAAGGAGAAAGAGAAGAAAGAGAGGGAGAAACUCAAACAAGAAGAGCGAGAGCGCGAGCAGAGGGAAGAAGAGGUACGCUUAGCACGAGAGAAGCGGGAUGAGAAGCGUCGGAUUAAAAAAGAGAAAGAAAAGCAAAAGGAGGUCGAGUUUCGGGAAACGAUGCGGAAGGAGUUGAGGAUGGAGGUCCGCCGACAUGUUGGUGGUGUGUGCGAAGAGCUUCACCAUCGUUUACUCAAUAUUUUACCAACAAGUAAGACGAGUAAAGGAAAGAAGAAAGUUCUGGUGUAUCACUCGACUAGUGAUGAGGAGAGAAACUCGGACAAUAGCGAUGUUGAAGCACUCAGUGAGCAAGCCGAAGGGCUUGCGAUUAGCGAGAAAAGGAAGCGUAGCGCUGAACUUGUCAUUGGUAAUAGCCCUCCGAUGGAGACUUCCGCUAAACGUCGUACUAAGCGGGGGAAGUUGGAUCCGAAGCGCCUUGUCCUCAGUUGCCGCCAUCCAUCAAUGAAGAAACCACCAAUCAAGAAGACACCGGUGGGAAGUCAUAUGAAGAAAAGGAAGAUACCGGCAACUGUUGGCGAUCCCGGAAAGCUGCGCUUCGUCAUCGAUAACCUGCGAAAAUUAGGAGGUAUGAAUGUUGACGAACUCAAACAGAUGUGCAGGGAGGAAGAUGUGCAGUUCGAGGGUAAAAAGCAGAUGGAUACCAUCCUGGCGAUUAUUGAGAAGCGAACUCAAGUCGCCUAUGCUACGAACGAGGAGGAGGAGGAGACUAUUGGUGACAUUAAUAAAGUAGCGGAGGAACUCAUCAAGGGGGGGCAAUCAGGCCCCUGGUGUUUCCAAAAUGGAUAAUUCGGAGGAUUCUGACAAGUGAAGUGUUAGAAACUAUUGGAGAUUGAGCAAAGCAUUGGUGGUUGUUCGGCGGGAGAUACCAGUCGAUGCAAAAAUUGAAAGACUGUACAGAUUGGUUAUCAUUCUUUUGGCCCUUUAUGAUCAGAUCAGAUGGUUGCACAAGUGUGUUGCAUAAUGGAUUGGUCUGUAUAGGCGUUUUGGUGCUAAGAUCUUCAAUGGUGAUGAAGGGGGGGUGUAUGUACUGACCUCGUCUACGUGUAAGGCGCAGUAUGUUGGACAGACAAGGCGAAUGGGUAAUAUAUGUUGGAACGAGCACCUAUACGGAUGUGGGCGAAGGACUAAGCAAAUGCAUCUAUAUAGGUGGUGACAAGUUUUUGGCUCAGAGUCAUAUGUACUGCUGCCUAUUGAUGUAUGCUCUGCGUCGGAACUGUCGAUAUUAGAACAAAUUUAUAUCUACAGU